AUGGCAGUGUCUCAAAAUGAUAAGAAUACAAGGAUUGCUCAAAAGGCUAUUGAAAUGGUCGAUAACGCGUAUGGUAAGUCCCAUAAAGUAACCCCUAAACCGUAUGCUCCUAGUGACGAGUUCACUUCUCGUUUUAACCAAAAUUCCUACAAAUAUGGUGGUCCAAGAAUUUAUACCGUAAAAGAGACCACUAGUACUAUUACUGCUCGCCAAGUCCUUUAUCAGAACUCAAAUGAGUCAACUAUACUAAAACCGGUUGAUUAUCGCCCUCAAUACUUUGGUGGUACCAGUCCUUAUAUUGGCCUUGCUGACCGGUUCGAGAAGCAGAAAGAACGAGCUAUUAGCUGCGACGAGGCGUUCCAGCGUUAUGGAGGGGUGCUUAUAAAGGAAUUUCGCAAAUAA
This is a messenger RNA of Arabis nemorensis, 402 nucleotides long. Lineage: Eukaryota; Viridiplantae; Streptophyta; Magnoliopsida; Brassicales; Brassicaceae. The record is from the annotation of a GenBank genome assembly.